Messenger RNA from Cotesia glomerata, 807 nucleotides. Its product is annotated as mitochondrial import inner membrane translocase subunit TIM14-like. The transcript is spliced from 3 exons. The coding region runs from base 136 to 489 and encodes 117 amino acids. The record is from RefSeq and is a predicted model, not a curated record. NCBI's taxonomy places the organism in Eukaryota, Metazoa, Arthropoda, Insecta, Hymenoptera, Braconidae. Gene Ontology annotation, cellular component: PAM complex, Tim23 associated import motor. Gene Ontology annotation, biological process: protein import into mitochondrial matrix. Gene Ontology annotation, molecular function: ATPase activator activity.
GGCAAUUUUUUUGCAAGUGACUAAAGUGACGUUUGACCACGUGAAUCCAGUCUUUCGUUAUUAUUGUCACUGAUUGCCUCGUAUUUCUUAAACAACAAUAACAAUUGCGACGUUUUAUAAGUUUUCACAAUAAAAAUGGCUAGCACUGCAGUUGUAGCUGGUAUAGGACUUGCAGUAGUAGGAUUCACUGGAAGAUACAUAGUAAAAUCAAUGCCGACGUUAUCGAAAAAAAUGGCUGAAGCUUACAAAGUUUUGCCUAAAUUAGAUGCAAAAUCAUUAGCUAACAGCAAGUAUUACAAAGGAGGAUUCGAGCCAACGAUGACGAAACGAGAAGCCAGCUUGAUACUAGGAGUAUCUCCGACAGCUAGUAAAUCUAAAAUAAAAGAACGUUACAAAAAACUAAUAGUCCUCAAUCAUCCGGACUGUCAAGGAUCACCUUACCUAGCCAGUAAAAUAUCCCAGGCGAAAGAUUUGUUGGAAAAAAAGUAGUUAUUUAUUUUUACAAAUUUAUUAGGCAACAAAAUGUACAUACUUAAUCGAAAAAAAAAAUCACAAAUGAAAUCAAGAUUAUCUUAUAAUUAUUAUUAGUAAAUUUACUUAAAAUUAUCGAUCCAGCGAUUUACACAAUUAAUAGAGAGAAAAAAAGAGUAAAAUAUUUAAAUAAAAUUUUUAAAGCUAUUAUCAGAACACUGAAUUAUUUAUACAACGGUCUAAAAGUUAACAAUUCAUUGAAACAUUUAAAACGAGUUACCAAAAUAUUGAUUUGUGUAUAUACGUAUAGAUAAUUAAAAAAAAAUGUUUUAAGAA